GAUGAUGAUGCCGGUGUGUGUGAGCGAUGACGCUGCUGGUCGAAGCAAGCAAGGUUUUUCUUCGAGCGAACUACCGUAGUCUACCGAUUGAUCAUUGAGUUUUUCCCAAGAUCAGACACCAGAUGUCGAACGUCCACGGUUCAAACCACACGGCGCCGACCGCAUGCUUCCCAAGGUUUUACCCCGACCGCAAGACUGCAGUCGCUAUCGUAGCAGCAGCUCUGGUUGGGGGAGCUUGUUGCUUCGCCAUGACGUCGGCCCAGGCGACAGACGCUGAUGCCAUCAUCGGCGCGGGAUACAGCGCCAGAGACGUAGAUUGUGACGGGGACACCAUAGACCAGAUUACACACCAGCUGGUCGUGUGGGGCUGGAAGACCAUCAAGUUUUACUCGUGCUUGCGAGGCCUGUUGCUUGCCACGAUUUGGUUUGCGGGGACGAUUUUUUUCCGUGGACCUACUGAGGAAGGCGUCGGCGCUGCUCGGCAGGGCACCGGCGGCGGCUGCACCAGCGGUGGCGGCAGCGGCGGAGUAGGUGCUGCCCGACCCUAGCGGCGAUGCUUCCCGCUCGCGCAACGCCACGGCGGGUGCCGCUGACCUCGCAGGCAGGAAUGAUUGGAUGAACUCCCGACCAUCUCCACCUACGACCACGGUCGACACAUCAAUCUGCUGACGGGGUGGGAAAUGGGGUCUGUUUUGUGGCACUGCUUCUUUUGAUCGGGACCGAACAUAACGGGGCAGUGAUGUCACGGAUCUAGUAGAGGGUGUUCGUAAGCCAAACAAGGCCGAAAUGGAUGGGGUGCGGUGAAGAAGUGAGUUCGCUGAAGAGGUGGCGUUUAUGAAGAUCGUCGCUAGUGAUUUUCGGUUUUGGUGUUGGGAAGGAUGCGGUGCGGGCAAACACGGGCUGGGGCGUGGUUUGCACGGUCGGGGAUUGAGUCGGGAAGAAAAAAGAACCGAACUUGCCCAUGAUCGGCAAGUUUCGUGCCGCUUCAUUUUGCGACCCAUGGUACCGUACCCCUUUCGUCGUGCGGGAUUUGGUCUUUUCUCGUGCUUUCUAUUCCAACCGUAGCCGUGUCAUUUGUUUGUAGAAACUUCUUGUUUGUGACGAUAUAGUCUACAUAUGGUUUGAUUGAGCGUGUAGGGGGAACUUCCGUUAGUCAGUCUUGCUUAAUUGAAUUUUUCAUGGAACCUUCUCUUGUGUUUUUUGUUGGAUGGUCUGCACCUGCGAGCGGGAAAAAGUCGCGGCUUGCAUAGGAUGGUCGGCAGCUGCUGAGAAUGCAACGAGAGACCAAACAGGAUUGGCGAGAAGGUGGGGAAGGGGGGGGGGGCCUACUGACAAUAUUUUUAGACGAUAUGGGGGUUUAGUAAGAAACACUUUCUACAGGACAGGACAGAGCUUGUUGCCUUUGGAACGAGGUGUCCCCACACCGCCCCUCACGUUUCUUCUCUGUAGUGUGCUCUCCUUAAACUCGGGUGGUGGGCUUGUCAAUGGAUAAACCAGUAUUUGAGCAACCCCUUGGGUUCGUUUAGCGGUACGACUGAGUACAGCUUGGUUUCGUCCCCGCGGCACAUUUAUUUUUAUUGGCUGCCUGCCCCCUAGGUUUGGAGUACUGGGUCUCCCGGGUACGAGCGACUUCUUGAUGUUUUGUUGGAAAUUUUGCCCUUCAUGCCUCGGCAUGUUUCACGGAUGGGGGGA
Molecule: messenger RNA, 1692 nt
Organism: Ectocarpus siliculosus
Lineage: Eukaryota; Phaeophyceae; Ectocarpales; Ectocarpaceae
Source: the annotation of a GenBank genome assembly